AAAAUCUCAGAAGAAUCCAAGAUGCAUUCUCUUUUGAAAUUGAGCUGAAUUUUACUGUUCCUAGUGCCAUCAAUUCACAGUCUGAGUUUUACCAUGGAAGGAAAAGAGCCAUAUUGCUUUGGAAUAUGGGGUAAUGCCACUGGCUUGUUCCAGAUGACUUUCCAUACCUUUGGAGCGAAGAAGUCAGGAUCUUCAGAGAUAAAAUAUGACUUAUUUGACCCGAAUAAUCAGGUUAUUAAGUCUGGUUCUAAUCCUCUGGCUGGGUUCAUGGAAGAAAAAUUAUACAAAGAUGGAAUCUACACUAUUUGUUAUACGAAUGUAAACGGGAAAGAGAGAAAAUUAAACUUUGAUAUUGUCGCUACUCCUCAAGAUAACUCUGUUAAAGGAGAAGUUCUCGAGGUUGGCGACCUCCAGAGAUUCGAAAGUGAGCUACAAACUAUUCAUGAGUCUAUGGAAAGAGUAUCUCAUCUGAUCAACGCUAAUACUGAGAGAACAAAUGAGCAGUUAAAUUAUAAAAGGAAAACAGAUUCUAGAUCUUCAUGGUUCUUCUGGAAAUCAACCACAGUGGUUGUUGUCUGACUGAUAAAGAUCUUCUUCAUGAUAAAAUACUUUAAUGUUGGAGAAAAGGCAAGAAGCUUCCUAGGGCUGUCUGUUGGCAAGAACUACGUGUAAAGAUUCCAUUUCAAACUGG
Molecule: messenger RNA, 691 nt
Organism: Moneuplotes crassus
Lineage: Eukaryota; Ciliophora; Spirotrichea; Euplotida; Euplotidae
Source: the annotation of a GenBank genome assembly